Molecule: messenger RNA, 282 nt
Organism: Spodoptera littoralis (African cotton leafworm)
Lineage: Eukaryota; Metazoa; Arthropoda; Insecta; Lepidoptera; Noctuidae
Source: the annotation of a GenBank genome assembly
AUGGAAAAAUAUUGUAUCGUAAAAAAUGCCAGUACCCCUUCGUACGCUGCCGUAAUGGACUCUCGCGGUGAAUGCCUGAUCGGGUUGGGUGACAUGGCUUUGCACAAUAAUAUAUCAAUCGACCUGGUGAAUAAGCAUAUCGAUGUCCUGCACGAUGCCCCUCUGGUGGUCCUCGACGGCAAUGUGCCUCAGGCUACUGUUAACCAUGUACUCGACGUGUGCCAACGUCUACAGAAACCUGAAUGGAAAAAUAUUCAGUCACAAAUUAAAACUGUAAGAUAA